Aspergillus homomorphus CBS 101889 is the source of this 228-nucleotide messenger RNA. RefSeq lists its product as uncharacterized. The transcript has a single exon. The annotation marks the transcript as partial. NCBI's taxonomy places the organism in Eukaryota, Fungi, Ascomycota, Eurotiomycetes, Eurotiales, Aspergillaceae. The record is from RefSeq and is a predicted model, not a curated record.
AAAGAACAAAGUCAGACUCAGGAGGUCAUUGAUGCAUGUCAAGAGUUGACAGCUCUGUUGACUGAACCACAUGAAUGGGUUGCAAAUGUUGCAUGGGGAUAUGUUGACAGCGUGGUGCUCUCACUUGUUCUGGAAAUGAAGAUCCAUCAUCACGUCCUCCAAGCACCGGGGGCGAUUUCACUCUUACAGCUGACUGAGAGAACUGGCGACUCUAUAAAUCUGAUCAGU